AUGCACGGGCCUUGUGGCCACUUAAACCCUCAAUGCCCUUGCAUGAAACAUAAGGGCCAUACCAACCAUUGUAAAAGUGGGUACCCCAAAAAAUUCUGCCCUGAAACGAAAACCAGUAAAGAUGGUUUUCCAUUAUACAGGAGAAGGGACACCAGUGAUGCAGUUUCUAUCCGCAAGGCACAUCUGGAUAAUAGGUGGGUCAUUCCCUAUAAUCCGUAUCUAUCAUCUCUGUUUGAUUGUCACAUAAAUGUUAAGGUUUUUUCAAGCAUUCAAGCAGUUAAGUACCUCUACAAAUAUGUGUACAAGGGCCAUGAUAGGAUCACGUUCAAUGUCGUGCAACCAGGUGGGCAAAGGGCUGUUGAUGAGAUCGACCAGUUCCAAUCGGGUAGAUGGGUUUCUCCUUGCGAGGCUGCAUGGAGGAUUUUUGGGUUUGAUUUGUAUGAAAUGCAUCCGGCUGUUCUUCCACUUCAAGUCCACCUACCUAACAUGCACACAGUUCAAAUAAGACCCCAUGAACGGCUUGAUGCGCUCGUUGCAGCUGACAGACAAUCUCGGACUUUUCUGACUGAGUUUUUUAGGGCAAACGCCGCUACACCAGAUGGCACAGGGUGCCUGUAUGGCCAGUUCACAGAAAAAUACAGAUGGGAUGGUGCCUCAAAACAGUGGCUGUUGAGGAAAAACAAAACCAUUGUCGUCGGUAGGCUAGCUUUUGUUGCUCCGUCUGAAGGGGAGCGUUAUUUCCUGAGGUUAUUGCUCGUGCACGUCCCUAUCCCUAAGUCAUUCGAAGAUCUCUUAACAGUCGAUGGCUAUAGAUGCGUGACUUUUCAAGAAGCAGCCCUUAAACGCAACUUGCUUGAGGAGGAUGACGCAGUUGAUCUUUGCUUAGCUGAAGCUUGCGCCGUUCAAAUGCCUAUUGCUUUGUGUAGCCUCUUCGCGACGGUUCUGAUUUUUUGCCAACCGAGUAACCUUAAUGCGCUCUGGCUAAAGUUCUAUAGUGCACUGUCAGAGGAUUUCAAGCAUCAAUUCCCAGAUUCGGAGGCUAAGGUCAGGCAACUCACAACCAGGUCAGUUGAGCAGUGUUUGGAAGAAAUGGGUAAAUCACUCAAAACUUUUGGCCUUGAACACUUGAUUGAACCUACAGAUGAUGAGCUUGCAAGAACACGGGACAUCAUUGAUUCCCUCGAUGCACCAAUACCUAACCACUGCAUCCGUUGUCGCGAUAGUCUAAACCUGGCACAACAAGAAGCAUUCACCUGCAUCAUUGAGCAUGUGAAGCAAAAGAAACCUGGCGCGUUCUUUAUAGAUGGCCCAGGUGGCAUAGGUAAAACCUUCUUGUACAAUGCCCUGUACACAGAAAUUCGACUCAUGGGCCUGAUUGUGCUUCCAACUGCUACAUCAGGCAUAGCUGCAGCCAACAUACCUUCUGGAAGAACAACGCAUUCCAGGUUUAAGAUUCCUAUCGAUAUUGAAGCUUCCCUCUCCUGCAAUGUGCCCAAACAGGGUAUCCUUGCUGCAUUAAUAAAGGAGACAACGCUGAUCAUAUGGGAUGAGGCUUCAAUGGCCAGGAAAGAAAACGUUGAGUCCCUGGAUUUACUGCUUAGAGACUUGUGUGAUGGAAACCAGCUCUUUGGAGGAAAGCUGGUUGUUUUUGGGGGAGAUUUUCGGCAAGUACUUCCCGUCCUGCCCCACAAAACACAACGGGAAGCAGUAGGUGUGAGCUUAGUGAGUUCUGCCUUGUGGCCUAAGUUAACAAAGUUCCGUCUCACAGAGAACAUACGUGCCCGAGAAGAUCCACAAUUUUCAGCAUUCUUGCUUGCCCUGGGAAACGGAGAACUGCAGACUGCUGAAAAUAACUAUGUCCAGCUCCCGAGCGAAGUAGUUAAACCUCUAGAGCAUGGCAAGGACCCGAUCAGAGACCUGACCUCGCUUACAUUUCCCGAGCUAGACCUCCACAGCUUUACAUCAGACAUAUUUACAACGAGAGCGAUACUGACUCCGAUGAAUGAUGAUGUUGAUUCCAUCAACACAGAACUUAUUAAGAAAUUCCCAGGGCAGGCUGUUACAUAUAAAAUUUUUGACAUGAUGCUUGAUGAUAAUUGCAAGGUUUAUCCCACGGAAUUCAUCAACACAUUGUGUCCCGGCGGUAUGAGCCCUCAUGAACUCGUCCUAAAGGAGGGUAGCCCAGUUAUUUUGCUCCGGAAUAUAUUGCCAUCGUCCGGCUUGUGCAAUGGUACGCGGCUAAUCUGCAAGGGGUUUUUCCCCAACGUCAUUGAGUGUGUUAUUCUAACUGGCCACCACAAAGGGAAGCAUGUUUUCAUACCGCGUGUGAAACAGAGGCCUUCCCCCUCCUCUAAACAUCCAAUUCUCUUUCAGAGGAAACAAUUUCCCGUGAAACUCAGCUUCGCAAUGACAAUAAAUAAAUCUCAAGGCCAAACAUUAAGUCAGGUAGCUGUUUACCUACCUCGUCCAUGUUUUUCCCAUGGCCAGCUUUAUGUGGCCUUGUCCCGUGCAAGGCAAGCGAGCCAGGUCACUGUCAUUCCACCAAACACUCCACAGCAGAUAAGUGGAACACAUGUUGAAAAUGUCAUAUCUUAUGAGGUCCUGCAGAUGGCUGGAAUUAUCUAA
Molecule: messenger RNA, 2625 nt
Organism: Spinacia oleracea (spinach)
Lineage: Eukaryota; Viridiplantae; Streptophyta; Magnoliopsida; Caryophyllales; Amaranthaceae
Exons: 1
Coding region: 1-2625 (874 amino acids)
Biological process (GO): telomere maintenance; DNA repair
Molecular function (GO): DNA helicase activity
Source: RefSeq, a predicted model, not a curated record